AUGAGCAUAGAAACCAAGCAACGAUGGAAAGAUGAAUUUGACGCGUUCAUUGAUGAGGAGCUAAUUCAAAAAUUUAUUCAAAACGAGUACACUAGUUUCGAUCUUAACUUGGAUGAUUUGCGUUCAAAAAAUUCCCGACUUUCACGAAAGUUAAUGACAAAUCCUGGUGUACUUAUUGAAAUUCUCAAGGAUGCUAUAAAAGACAAAGUUCAAAUAGAUCAUCCCAAGGUUUUAGAAUAUUUCGAAGUCACUUUCAGUGGUUCAUUUGGUAUACACGCAGUUUCUCCGCGAGGUCUUCUUUCCAAUUUUUUAGAUGGGUUGGUUAGUGUUGAAGGAAUCGUUACCAAAUGUACUGCAGUUAGACCUAAGCUUGUUACGAGCAAGCAUUUUUGCGAGCAUAAUUCAAAGUUCAUUUCCCGGGAGUAUCGAGACGUUACAACACUAACUGGAUUACCUACUUCCACAAUAAUUCCAACAAGAGAUGAAGCUGGAAAUAUUCUUACUACAGAGUACGGACUUUGUGAAUAUCUUGAUUACCAAAUUAUUACAGUACAGGAAAUGCCGGAGAAUGCCCCUUCAGGACAGCUACCACGUUCUGUUGAAGUUAUCCUUGACCGUAACCUGGUUGAUAACUGUAAGCCUGGAGAUAGAGUCAAAGUAGUUGGAAUUUACAAAAUUGUUCCAACAAGAUCAGGCUUAGGCUCAGGUGGAAUUUUUCGAACCAUUUUGGUCGCAAAGGAUAUUCAACAACUUGCAAAAGAAGUUUACAUUCCUAGUCUAUCCCGCGAGGAUCUGACAAAAAUAAAGAAUCUUCCGAAGAAAUAUGAACCAAAAUCUCUCCUGAAUUUGCUUGGCAGAUCUUUAGCACCUUCUAUAUGUGGACACGACAACAUCAAACGUGCCCUGAUCCUACUUCUUCUAGGAGGAACUGAGAAAAAUCUAAAAAAUGGAACUCACCUUCGCGGAGAUAUCAAUUGUUUAAUGGUUGGUGACCCAUCAGUUGCAAAAUCACAACUUUUACGGUCUAUCAUGAAUAUUGCGCCGCGGGCUGUAAGCACCACUGGAAGAGGAUCUUCAGGCGUUGGACUUACUGCUGCUGUGACCACUGAUCAAGAGACGGGUGAGCGUAGAUUAGAAGCAGGGGCGAUGGUAUUAGCUGAUCGAGGUGUCGUAUGUAUUGAUGAGUUCGAUAAGAUGAGUGACGCAGAUCGAGUUGCAAUCCACGAAGUUAUGGAACAACAAACUGUAACAAUAGCAAAAGCAGGAAUCCAUGCUUCUCUGAAUGCGCGGUGUAGUGUCAUAGCCGCUGCGAACCCCAUAUAUGGAAACUAUGAUCACAGUCAACCAGUGACUCAGAAUAUAAAUCUUCCAGACUCUCUCCUAUCAAGAUUUGAUUUGUUAUUUAUAGUCCUUGACCAGUCAGACUCUAAUGUUGAUCGUAUAAUUUCAUCGCAUGUACUCAGUAUGCAUGCGAAUAUGGAUUAUAAUGGACAGAGGACUAAUUUGUCUAUCAUUACUUCUGAUGCAAAUAUUAAUAGUUCCUGUCAAAACAAACAUUCCUUGAGUAAAGUAGAAAAUGUGUCAAGUGCUUCUGAUUCAGACAAGGUUCCAAAACAAUUUUUACAAAAAUACCUUUAUUAUAUGAAAAUGAGCACGAAACCUACUUUAACGCCCGAGGCAGAAAAUAAAAUAGCAGAACAAUACUCAAGGUGGAGAAUCGACAAGGCCGAAGGUAUGCGUAGUAGACGAGCACUUCCGGUAACUGCUCGGACCCUAGAAACAAUAAUUAGGCUAGCUACAGCUCACGCAAAGAUGAGACUUUCAAAGUCUAUUGAUAUUACGGAUGCGUUAGCAGCUAUAGAAGUUAUGAGGUUCGUGAUUGAGGCUGAAGAUACUAAUUUGCAUGCUCUCCAAGCUAAGGAUGAGUUAAAUUCUGAUUCUGAUAUUAUGGCAAUGAACUUCAAAAUAUUCCAAACCAAGCUUCCAAAUUUCAUGAGUCUAAAAAGCCAAGUUACGAUAGAAGAGAUAGAGGAUGAAUCUCGCUCUUGGUUUAACGAGAAGCCCACCAGACGCGAUAUUCAGGUGAUGUUACAAAAAUUGCAUGCACGAAAUCAAAUCAUGAUCGAUAACGAUAUCAUAUAUUCGGUGUGA
Bathycoccus prasinos is the source of this 2151-nucleotide messenger RNA. Its product is annotated as DNA replication licensing factor MCM3. The record is from RefSeq and is a predicted model, not a curated record. Gene Ontology annotation, molecular function: ATP binding; ATP hydrolysis activity; single-stranded DNA binding. Gene Ontology annotation, biological process: DNA strand elongation involved in DNA replication; DNA replication; double-strand break repair via break-induced replication. Lineage: Eukaryota; Viridiplantae; Chlorophyta; Mamiellophyceae; Mamiellales; Bathycoccaceae. Gene Ontology annotation, cellular component: nucleus; MCM complex. Bases 1 to 2151 code for a protein of 716 amino acids. The transcript is spliced from 2 exons.